Onychomys torridus (southern grasshopper mouse) is the source of this 3085-nucleotide messenger RNA. RefSeq names its product zinc finger protein 431-like. The record is from RefSeq and is a predicted model, not a curated record. The transcript has 7 exons. Gene Ontology annotation, cellular component: nucleus. Gene Ontology annotation, biological process: negative regulation of transcription by RNA polymerase II; regulation of cytokine production; regulation of immune system process. NCBI's taxonomy places the organism in Eukaryota, Metazoa, Chordata, Mammalia, Rodentia, Cricetidae. Gene Ontology annotation, molecular function: RNA polymerase II cis-regulatory region sequence-specific DNA binding; DNA-binding transcription factor activity, RNA polymerase II-specific. Bases 965 to 2905 code for a protein of 646 amino acids.
AUGACAUAGUUUUCUUUCUUUCUUUCUGAUUGUUUAUAUGGUGGAUUACAUAUCUUGACUUUUGUAUCUUGACUCAUCUCUACAUGUCUUAGAUGAAGCCUACUUGAAUAUGGUGGAUAUUCUUUUUGAAUGUUCUUGUAUUUGGUUUGUGAGUAUUUUGUUGACAAGUUUUACAUGUAUCUUUAUAAGGGGAAAAGGUCUGUUAUCUUUACUGUGACACUCUCCAACUGCCAAUCUAUUCUGUAUCAUUGUAGUUAUAUAAACACAAAUACAAUCCUCACUUCUUCCUGAUUUUAACCUUGGAAUUGCUUCUCAUGACACUAAGGUAACAAGACAGCGAGUACAAGCAUGUUGACACCACCCUCUCAGUUCAGGUUUUACUUGUGGCCUCUUUUGGUUAAGGAUACCAAAGUGUCAAGUUCAUCCUGUAAAUUCUUUUCUUUACAGCCCAGUGUUGUUAACAGUAUCCCUUUAAUCUCAGUACUCUGGAGGCAGAGACAGACAGAGUCCUCUGAAUUCCAAGCCACCCUGAUCUAGUGUCCCAGGGGAUCCACCACAUUUCUUCUAAUUUCUGAGGAUACUUCACAGAUGUGGAGGACAGAUAUACAUAUGUUAAAGAAACCAUCUAGCAGCACAGCAGGGCUGGGGAAAGGAGCAAGGUAUCACUUCACCUGCCAGGUUGAAGUUGGGCCUUUUGGGAGCCUGGCCUGUUCAAGGUUUUCUCAGAUGCCAUGAUGAAAGCUCCAAGGAACACUACUUUUGUGUCCUGCCUGAGGGCAGACUUGGGAAGGUCUGGUCCAAUGCUUGAGUGAGCAUCAUGAAGGAGUCAAGGGAACCAGGCUCUUCAUGGCCACUGUGAGCUCAGUCUGAGGAUUCAUUGACCUAUGAGGAUGUCCAUGUUAACUUCACUCAUGAAGAGUGGGCUUUGCUGGAUCCUUCCCAGAAGAGUCUCUACAAAGAUGUGAUGCUGGAAACCUACUGGAACCUCUCUGCUAUAGGUUACAAAUGGGAAGACCGCAAUUUUGAAGAACAUUGUCAAAGUUCUAGAAGACAUGGAAGGCAUAUCAACUGUCCUUCUGGAUACAAGCCAUGUGAGCAUAAGGGAUAUGGAAAGAACCAAUAUGCCUCUGUUUCUCCCAGAACAAUUCGAAGAUAUGUUGUAGUCCCUACUAUGAGAAGACAUGAUGACUGUGAUAUAAGUUUAUACUCUCACAUUGGAGAAAACCUUUAUGAGUACAAGGAAUAUGGAAAUUCAUCUUUCUGUACUGGUUCAUUUUACACAUUUAGUGUGACUCAUGAUAUAAAACAACGUUAUGCAUGUAAUCAGAGUUCUUCCAGUUCUUUUCAAAGAUGUGAAAAAACUCAUAUGGGAAGAGGAAGUGAUAAACUCGAGUUUUGUACUGAGGACUUUAACCAUCACAGGUAUCUUCAAACAUACAAAACAACCAAUAAUGAAGAGGAUCUCUAUGAAUGUAAGGAACAUGAUAGAGCCUUUAGAUAUGAUUCCUCUAUAAAAGUACACCAAAGAACACAUUUGGAAGGACAACCCUAUGAAUAUAAUCAAAAUGAUAAUGUCUCUGCAUGUCACAAUCUUCAUCAAGUACAUAGAACUCAUAAUAGAGGAAAAAGGUAUGAAUAUCAGCAAUGUGAUAAAACCUUUGCAAGCCCCAGUUAUCUUCAAAUAUAUACAAGACUUCAUUCUGGAGAGAAACCCUAUGAAUGUACUGAAUGUGAUAAAGCCUUUGCAAGUCUCAGUUAUUUUCAGAUACAUAAAAGAACUCAUACUGGUGAAAAACCCUAUGAAUGUAGUCAGUGUGGUAAAGCCUUUAUACAGAAGAGUCAUCUUUACAGGCAUGAAAGAAUUCAUACUGGAGAGAAACCCUAUGAAUGUCAUCAGUGUGGUAAAGCCUUUGCACACAAGUAUAAGCUUCUCAUUCAUGAAAGAAUUCAUACUGGAGAGAAACCCUAUGAAUGUAAUCAUUGUGGUAAAGCCUUUGCAGAGAAGGGCACUCUUCUGAGUCAUGAAAGAAUCCAUACUGGAGAGAAACCCUAUGAAUGUAAUCAGUGUAGUAAAGCCUUUGCACAGAAGAGUGACCUUCGUACUCAUGAAAGAAUCCAUACUGGAGAGAAACCCUAUGAAUGUAAUCAGUGUGGUAAAGCAUUUGCACAGAAGAGUGGUCUUCGCACUCAUGAAAGAAUUCAUACUGGAGAGAAACCCUAUGAAUGUAAGCUGUGUGGUAAAGCCUUUGCACAGAAGAGUAAUCUUCUCAGUCAUGAAAAAAGACAUAAUGCAGUGAAACCAUAUCUAUGUAAUCAAAGUGCUAAAUCCUUUGCAUUGGACAAGGAUUUUCUCAUUCAAAAAAAUCAUACAGGAGAGAAAGCCUAUGAAUGUAAUCAGUGUGGUAAAGCCUUUGCAAAGAAGAGUCAUCUUCUAAGUCAUGAAAGAAUUCAUACUGGGGAGAAACCCUAUGAAUGUAAUCAAUGUGGUAAAGCUUUUUCAUGUAACAGUAAUCUUCGCACUCAUGAAAGAAUUCAUACUGGAGAGAAACCCUAUGAAUGUAAUCAAUGUGAUAAAGCAUUUGCACGUAAAAGUCAUCUUCAGAGUCAUGAAAGAUGUCAUACUGGAGAGAAACCCUGUGGAUAUAAUCAAUGUGGUAGAGACUUUGCAUGUAACAGUCCCCUGCAAAUAAAAGAAAGAACUCACAGUGGAGACAAACCCUAUGAAUGUCAUCAAUGUGGUAAAGAGUUUGCACAGAAUAGUCAUCUUCACAAUCCUGAAAGAAAUCAUAUUCAACAAAAACCCACUGAGUGUAAUCAGUGUGGUAAAGUCUUGCCAUGUUGCAUUGUCCUUCAAAAUCAUGAAAAAUUUCACACUGGUGAAAAUCCCCAUGAACCUAAUGAGUGAGUCAAGCCUUGCAGUCCACAUGUUUUUCCCACCGAGCUGUCUCACUGGUGCUUGAGUAAGGUUAGUAGAGCCUCUCCUUAGUUAAAAUAUUGUCUCUUUCAAGUUGUAAACAUAUUGUAUUCUAAGAAUACAGAGACACAUGGUAAUUUGAAUAAUAAAUAUAUUUGCAAAUGAAACUGA